Molecule: messenger RNA, 4161 nt
Organism: Haliotis rubra (blacklip abalone)
Lineage: Eukaryota; Metazoa; Mollusca; Gastropoda; Lepetellida; Haliotidae
Product: phosphatidylinositol transfer protein alpha isoform-like
Exons: 10
Coding region: 71-979 (302 amino acids)
Biological process (GO): phospholipid transport
Cellular component (GO): cytoplasm
Molecular function (GO): phosphatidylcholine binding; phosphatidylinositol binding; phosphatidylinositol transfer activity
Source: RefSeq, a predicted model, not a curated record
CUCGUGACGUCACAUUCUUUUUCGCCCAUGUUGGUUACGCCGUGUGGGGCUGAGACCGGUGAAGAUAAUCAUGUCGACCCUGCAGAAAGCCGAGAGUCCUGUGUCGCCAGGCUGUAGUGGUAGCAGCAGCCAAUACAAGGGUGGUAUUAUAAAAGAAUUCCGGGUCGUUCUGCCUGUUUCUGUUGAGGAGUACCAAGUGGCUCAGCUCUACUCUGUGGCGGAGGCCAGCAAGAAUGAGACGGGUGGAGGCGAGGGUAUUGAGGUGAUAAAAAACGAACCCUUCUCCCCUACUGAGGGGGUACAACCUCCCGACCCCCUUCUUGGUGGUGAUUUCAACACUGGGCAAUACACUUAUAAAGUCUACCACUUGCAGAGCAAAGUGCCAGGAUAUAUUCGUGUAUUAGCACCGAAGGGAAGUCUAGAAGUACAUGAAGAGGCAUGGAAUGCCUAUCCUUACUGCAGGACAGUGAUAACGAAUCCGGAGUACAUGAAGGAUGCUUUCCAUAUUGUGAUAGAAAGUCUCCACUUACCGGACAAGGGGAACACAGCUAAUGCCCAUCGACUGACUCCUGAAGAACUGAAGCACUUGGAUGUCUGCAAUAUUGAUAUAACUGACAAAGUUUCCUCAUCGGACUACAAGAAAUCCACUGAUCCGAAGUUAUUCAAGAGUCAGAAGACAGGAAGGGGCCCAUUAGAUACUCCCAACUGGAAGGAAAAUGUUGACCCAGUUAUGUGUGCAUAUAAACUGGUUCGGGCCAAAUUCAAGUGGUUUGGUCUGCAGACUAGAGUUGAAAAAAUGAUCAUGAAGCAAGAGCAGCGUUUGUUUACCAAUUUCCACCGAGAGGUGUUCUGUUGGAUGGAUCAGUGGUAUGGUUUGACAAUGAGCGACAUUCGGGCUCUGGAAGAUAAGACCAAGGAAGAUCUUGAUAAGAGUCGCCGUACGGGUGAUGUACGUGGCACAUCAGCAACUGAUAAUUGAAGAUGGUCAUGCUUAGCAAGUUUUCCCAUCGUCUGAGUGCUGCAAGAGCGACACAUCGUCACACCAUUCACAGAGCAUAGACUUUACUCAGCCGCAAACCAUUUUAGUCUUUUGUUAUUUAUAUUUCCUUUGUUUUUACAUCCUGUUGUGUGAUGUUAAAAGGCUUUACUUGUUGCUCUCUGUUUAAAAAAACUGCCAGUAACCAUGGCAACUGAUAGUGAUAUACGAAUAAUUAUUCCACUUCACAUUAAUGCUGUGAUUUAGAAUCAUCACUGAAUGAAAUUUAAAAAAAAUGUUUUUCACUACAAAGUAUAUUGUCAAACCUGAAAAGUUCACUGAAACAAAAAGUGAUUUGAAAUUUUAUUAGCACCAUAUACAUAUGAGAGAAUAUGAGGUCGAAAUAUUAAAAAAGGUGUACAAUUUGCCCCUUGAUUUAACGAAAAUAAAAUAUCAACGAAAAUAAGAUCAGUACAGAUGAAAGUAUUGGUUGAAUUUAACACAAGUUUGUGGAAAAACAGUAAUAUGAAGUUUUGUACUUAAUGGUCAAACAAACAUGAAUCAGAGAUAAGUUGUAAAAAAACUUUCAGGAACUUGUUUAAACUUCACACAUAAUCAUGCUGCCUGUAAACUAUUCUAUCAUUAAUCGACACAGCAUAUAUCUGAUUCUUUUCAGUUUGAAUGCCAGUCUGUGAUGCCUUAGCGUUUCUGUUCUUUGAGUACAAUCAUGAUGAGUUAAGUGUUGUGUAGCACACUCCUGGAUUAAAGCUCUAUUUUAGUAAAUGAUAGAACAUGACUUUGAUACGACGUACUUAGAAAAUGCUAAAUUUGCACCUAUUUAUUUAUACCUAUUGCUCUGCGAGAGUGGUAAAGAGUAGGGGUGUCACGAUAUACCUAAAUCACAUGUUGAGUACGUAUCAUGAUACUUCAGUGAUGUACCAAUAGACAGUAUGUAUCAUGAUAGUUUAGUUUCUGCCGUUUUCACUUCUGUGUUCCAAGUGGGUUGGGGCGGUGGGGUAGCCUAGUGGUUAAGGCGUUCACUCAUCAACGCCGAAGACCUGGGUUUGAUUCCUCACAUGGGUACAGUGUGUGAAGCCCAUUUCUGGUGUCCCCUGCUGUGAUAUUGCUGGAAUAUUGCUAAAAGUGGCGUAAAACCCGCUGGUAUGACUUCAACUUCUUCGAGCAUCAUAUCAGAUUUCUCAAAGUCGUUUAGUGAUGCUAGUUUCAGCAGAUCUCAGGCAGUUUGACUUUUUACAUAAAGUAUGCAUUCUUUUUGUCAAAUUAUGAAUCUAUACAUGGGUAGUUGCAUCGCCAGGUGUACGUUUGGGAUACAUCGGUGAGUCGUGACACCCCUAACAUACACCCAAUGAUAGACAUGUCUCACUUAACAUAGGUUAUGGCACUGUGAAUAUUACUGAUAUGUGUGCACUAAGAUAUGUAUGUAAAUUUGUAUGUAAUUGCUGUGUCCAGUGUUUGCAGAGAUAUACAUUGACAUACGUCCACCGAUUCAGAACAAGACAAUGUUACAUGUACAGUGGUAGAACUCACUGGCUCUUAUACCUUGAUCACAUAAUUGCAUAGUCAUUGGUUUGGAGCAAAGCAAAGAAAGAUUCGGGACAUUUUUCUUUGCAGCCGAAACCAAGUUUGUUCAGGUACGCUGUAGGCAAAACACAUUUGCGGCUUUCAUAAAUGGGGUGGAGGUUGUGGGUCACAGAAAUUUAAGCAUUGCGAGUAAGUCCUAACAUUUUAACUAUACUUAAACUUUAUUGAUUUAUCUGUAAUAGAAAGUGAUGGACUACAUUUUCAAAAAUACUAGUUCCUAAAAUUUAUGAAUUAACUUCAUAGAAUGUCGAAAGUUUGUGUGAAUGCCUUAAUGCUUUUGAUGAAACCACAUUGUUGACACCUCACUGUGAUGUAAUGAGAUGUUACUGGUUUUGUAAACAAGUCUAGUGUUAAGAUUACAAUGGCCAGAAGGCAUUAUUGCAGAUAAUAUGGGAGAAAUAUGUGUGCACCAUAAAAAAGUGUUCAUCAGUCUCAUUGCCUUACAGUUCGAAUCUUUUUUGAAGUGAUCACAAUGAAUUAUUUGUAUGUGUAUAACUGGUGUAAUGCUGACAUUGACUGACUCAUGUUUCAAGUAAAUCUAUUUCCUGUAUGUGUAUGUCGGACAUACUGUUCAUGUAAUGACAAGUAUGAUGGACUACGUGUACUGUGUCCAUGUAAGAAUAGAUCUCGGGAGGAACAGAGGCAUCGUAGCUUGCUGUGCAGAGUUGCGUCCCUUUGCGUACCAGGAUCCAUUCCAAGUGUCCUCUUGUGAACCUCACUCUACCAGCAUCAUGCCAUGUUUGUGGGUAACUACGAAAUGGUAAAUGUCUUCAGCCGGCAUCACUUCAAGAUCCCGAUAUGGAGACAGUCCGUUAUGUUUAUCCAGGCUCACACCUUGUGUUCUAGAGCUUCUGUUGAUAAUAAAAGCACUGCAAGUACUGUAGAGACUUUGUUUGCAAACUCAUGACAACCCGAAAAGUAUUUUCUUAUAAACUCUAUGGUAAGUGUACAAAAGCUGAGAGGGCACAGUUAGGCUGCCUAAUAGUUAAAGCGUCCACUUUUCACACUGGAGUUUGAUUUCCCACAUGGGUACAAUAUGUGAAACCCAUAUCUUGUGUCCCAAGUUGUGUCUUUGCUGGAAUAUUGCUAAAAGUGGCAUUGAACCAAACUUCACUCUAGUUGCUGAAGUGGCAUGAAGCAAAGAUGGAUUGUUGGAUCAGAACAUCCUUCCCUAAAGUGAUCUUACCGCUAAGAUGAUCGUAACUCCCAUACUCUAACAUAGACUUACGACAAUCAUCGUGCCAAGAUCGCUUUGAUGAACAAGCCUCAGGGUGCCAUUGGACGAUGUCAUCUCAGCACUGACGUGAAUGUAACUCCCUUACCUUAACAUAGACCUCAGUUUUAGCGCAACGGUUUUGUACAAUGACACCCUGGUUUGAUAAUGUGGUAAUAAGAUCAGAAUUGUGUCAUUUCUAAAUCUGCAGAGGAAACUGAUAUAUUUAUUGUAAGUACAUGGUCAUAUCAGAAGUGUUAAUAUUGAGACUGGGCCAGGCAGGAUUGUAAUUGUAGCGCAGACUAGGUUUGCGAAGACUAAAUGUCAUUGCCUGUAAUGUAACCUAAUGAAUAAAUGAUAUGGACCAUUA